UCAUUUUUCUCUCUUUUUUAUUCUUCUUCAUCUACAUCUCGUGAAUUAAUGUCUGAAUUCCAUUCUUUAGCCAACCUCAUUAAGCGCCUUGAGGUAGCCACUACGCGUUUAGAGGAUUUAGCCAUGUCCUCUUCUUCUGCUUCUGCAGUAGCCGCUUCAAGCACCUGUCCAUCUCCACCCAAAUCCGUUACUUCUAGUUCUUUAGAAACACCUGCUAUUGUAGAAAAACACGACGCUGCUGUUAAUGAGCACCUUGAAAAAUUCUAUGCUUUGUCUCAGGAAUUAGGUGAACCUAUUGCUUCUCAAGCUCUUUUGGUGAAACAAGCAGUUCAAGCCGAAAGAGAUAUUGUAUAUAUCUCUACAUUAGCUCAAAAGCCUGAUAUGGGUUCUGCUACUUUCAUGAAGUUAUUAGAACCUAUCCAAAAGGCUUUGGCUGGUAUCGUCGAGAUCAAGGAUGCUAACCGUCCUAACCCUUUCUUUAACAAUUUAAGUGUUGUUGCUGAGGGUAUCCCCGCUUUGGGUUGGUUCACUUGUGAACCCACACCCGUCCCUUUCAUUCGCGACAUGAAAGACUCCGCUCAAUUCUAUGGCAACCGUGUUGUCAAGGAAUGGAAAGAAAAGGAACCCAAGCACGUCGAAUGGUCUAGAGCUUUCAGUGCCUUUAUCGAAAGUUUAGCUGUUUUCGUCAAGGAAAACUAUCCUACAGGUUUGACUUGGAAUGCACAAGGUGAAAAGCCCGAAUCAUUCAUUGGAAAGUCACCUUCUUCUGGUGCUUCAGCUUCUGGUGCACCUUCUGCACCACCUGCACCUGGCGCUGGUGGACCUCCCCCACCACCUCCACCCCCACCCCCACCCAUGGUCAUGGAUGACUUGAAGCCCGCUCAACAAGCAUCCGGUGCUUCCGCCGUCUUUGCCGAGAUCAAUAAGGGAACCAGUGUUACUGCCAACUUGCGUAAAGUUGAUAAGAGUGAGAUGACACAUAAAAAUCCCACACUUCGUGCUGGAUCCAUUGUGGCUGCCGCACCUGGAUCACCUAAGCGCCAAGGACCACCUACACCCAACAAACCCGAUAAAUACACUUUAAAGAAGGCUGCCAAGACUUCUUUGGAGGCCAACAAAUGGGUUGUUGAAAACCAUGAGGGAAAUCACAAUGUGGUAAUUGAAGAGACAGCAAUCAACCAAGCUGUCUAUAUCUAUAACUGUAAGAACUCGACAAUUCGUAUCAAGGGUAAGGUAAAUGCGGUGACUAUGGAUUCUUGUAUCAAGUGUGGUAUUGCUGUGGAUUCAACUGUGUCUACUGUGGAUAUUGUCAACAGUAAAUCGUUUGCACUCCAAGUUUUCAAGGUUGUGCCUACCAUCGCUGUAGAUAAAUGUGAUAGUGGUGAGAUUUAUUUAUCCAAGGAAUGUUUGGGUGUUGAGAUUCUAUCUGCCAAGUCCACUUCAUUGAACGUCUUGAUGCCUGAAGAUGUCGAGGCAGAAGACAGUGAAUAUAAGGAAGUGCCUGUACCUGAACAAUUCAAGACUACUAUUGUGAAUGGCAAACUUGUCACUAUCACCGUUGAACAUGCAGGAUAAACCCAAAAUAAAUAAAUCCACCUUUUUCUUUUUAAACCUCA
Mucor mucedo is the source of this 1616-nucleotide messenger RNA. Its product is annotated as adenylate cyclase associated N terminal-domain-containing protein. Lineage: Eukaryota; Fungi; Mucoromycota; Mucoromycetes; Mucorales; Mucoraceae. Gene Ontology annotation, biological process: cytoskeleton organization; regulation of adenylate cyclase activity. The record is from RefSeq and is a predicted model, not a curated record. Bases 49 to 1575 code for a protein of 508 amino acids. The transcript is spliced from 4 exons. Gene Ontology annotation, molecular function: adenylate cyclase binding; actin binding. Gene Ontology annotation, cellular component: cytoplasm.